AUGUGGUUCAAAAUUGAGCUGAUGAACUCUUUUUUGGAACAGUGGGGUCUUUUGGUUCCCACUGUUGGAGUUAUGAUUUUCGCAUGGCUGUUGGGGGGUGGACUUCGAAAAUGGUGCCGCAUGGAGUGGAAAUUUUUGGAAAGUGCCGCUAAGUUACCCGGACCUCCAGCUCUUCCGUUGAUAGGAAACGCACUCGUCUUUGCAUGCCAUGGCAACGAGUUGUUGAACAGGUUAAUCAAAGUCUGUCAACCUUACGAUAACCCUUUUCGUCUUUGGAUGGGACCAAAACUGUUCAUUGGUAUACAAAAUCCUCGAGACAUUGAAGUGAUUCUCAACAGCAACGUGGCAUCUUACAAACCGUAUGAAUACCGAUUUCUGGAGUCUUAUUUGGGUCACGGGUUGGUCACUCAAUCUGGUUCCAUUCACAGAGCGCAUCGUAAAACGAUCCUGCCCAUGGUAAAUGGCAAGCCGUUGAACACGUUCAUCGAGUGUUUCGACCGCCAUAGUCGACGAUGUGUCGAGUGCUUGGAGAGCAAAGUCGACAAAGGAGAGUUCGACGUGAUGCACUACAUGGACGAUUGCACUUUGGACAUGGUUUUGGAAACCAUUAUGGGAACUGCUGGUACUGCUCAGCGCGAUGGCUAUAAGGGCUUGAUUCACUGUUCCACAAGAGCCAUUACGCUGGCUCAUGAGAGGUCGAUGAAGGUCUGGCUAUAUCCUGACUGGGUCUACGCUUGCACGGAAUCUGGUCGGCAAUUCGCCAGUGCGAUGAGCGUCUUGCGGAAAUUCGCGGGAGAUCUCGUUGCCCAAAAGAAGAAGGAAUAUUACGCGCUGAAUGAAAGUUCUGACUGUUUCAAGAGCUCGCAGACAGCGGUUCUAGACCGACUGGUUAGUCACAACGAACAAACAAAGCCAACCCUCAACAGCAUUCAGCUUAGAGAGGCGAUAUCGAAUAUCUGGAUACCGGCUCAAGAUCCAACAGCUCUCACGAGUUCGUUUCUUUUUCUGAUGUUAGGAAUGCAUCCGGAUGUUCAGGAGAAGGUGAGGGCUGAGGUGAGUCAAAUUAUCGGAGAGGAGGAUAUCACGAUGGAAAAAAUCUCAAGGUUAAAGUACUUGGAAAUGGUGAUGAAGGAAACUAUCCGUCUGUUCCCUGUUGGGCCGGUAAUAUUGCGCAAACUUACAGCAGACUUGGACUUUGAAACAUGCUCCGCCCCGGAGGGAUGCACCGUCGCUUUGAUAAUCUACGAGACUCAUCGUAAUCCGAAGUACUGGACGGAUCCGGAAAAGUUCAAUCCUGAGAGAUUUACGCCCGAGAAUUCACUCCACAGACAUCCCUACGCCUAUGUUCCAUUCAGUGGAGGCAUUCGAGGCUGCAUCGGUCGACAAUACGCCACCAUCGUGAUAAAAACGUUGGUCGCUAGAAUCGUUCAAAAAUACCGAAUUAGUUGCAAAGGAUCUUUGAAAACGCUACGACUAAAGGCUGGCGUGUCCAUUCGCUCUGUAGAUGGGUACAACAUCUCAAUCACGAGAGCUACGACGCUUGUUUCAAUGCUAGAUUACCUGCUUGAUUCGUUGCUGGGUUCCAAGCGGGCUGUUUUGCUGGCCGCCGUGCUGGCUGCUGUGUCAUGUUGGCUUCACACACGUCAUGUGCGGCGGGCUUUAGAGCUCGUCGACAUGGUCUUUAAGCUCGCUGAAGAUGAAGCCAACGAAGAUUCGACAGCGGAAUUCCAUGGACAUUCCCGUACGGGUGAAAUGAUGGUAGUGUCGCUGGCCCUGAGUUAUGCCGGGAUAUAUUGGCAAAACUCCCAGUGUAUUGUGAAGUAUUGUGACGGGAUGAUGUGGUUUAGAUUGGACCUGAUGGACUCGCUAUCAGGGUUGUGGGGUACUUUGAUACUACUAAUUGGACUUUUGGCUGCCAUAUGGAUACUAGCGGAUGGACUACGAGAGUGGUGUCACAGAGAAUGGCAGUUCUUAAAAAGUGCCUCGCGAAUGAAAGGACCUCGGGCUCUUCCGAUAAUAGGAAACGCAUUGUUCUUUGCCGGGGACCCUGACGAAUUAAUGAACCGGGUAAUGGAAUACAGUCAACCGUACGACAAACCCUUUCGCGUCUGGAUGGGACCGAAGCUUUUCGUGGUGAUAAAGAAUCCUCGAGAUUUCGAAGUAGUCUUGAACAGCAGCGUUGCGUCGCACAAGCCGUACGAGUAUCGUUUUCUGGCGUCUUACUUGGGUCACGGCCUGGUUACAGAUUCUGGUGCCACGCACAGAGCCCAACGCAAGGUGAUCAUGCCCAUGGUUAGCGGGAAGGAGUUGAACAAGUAUAUUGAGUGCUUUGACCGGCAGAGCCGCCGUUGCGUCGGGUGUCUGGAGGAUAAGGUCGGCAAGGGGGAGUUCGACAUAAUACACUACAUGGACGACUGCACCUUGGACAUGAUCUUGGAAACCGUGAUGGGAACUCCUGGUACUGCUCAAAAUGAUGGGUACAAGGGCCUUAUAGAAUGCUGCUCAAGAGCGAUUGCUCUAGCUCACGACAGAACCCUGAAGAUCUGGCUGCAUCCGGACUGGAUUUAUGCUUGCACCAUCCCCGGGCGACAAUUCGCUAGCUCGAUAAGCGUACUGCGAAAGUUUGCAGAAACUCUUGUCAACCAAAAGAAGGACGAGUAUUAUGCUUCGAAGAAAACCUCCGACGGUUCGGAUAGACAGCCAACGGCUGUUUUGGACCGGCUUAUAGCUCAUAAUGAAGAGACAGAAGCAAUGGAUGACAUUCGGUUGAGAGACGCGAUAUCGAACAUUUGGAUGCCGGCACAGGAUCCGACUGCACUAACUUGCUCGUUCUUGUUCAUGAUGCUGGGAAUGCACCCAGACAUUCAGGACAAGGUACGGAAGGAAGUGAACGAGGUUAUUGGAGAUGAAGACGUGACCAUGGAGAAUCUCUCGAAACUGAGGUACUUGGAAUUGGUGAUCAAGGAAACCAUCCGUUUGUUUCCGGUGGGACCGAUGACUUUGCGCGAGCUGACAGCAGAUCUUGAAUUUGAAACAUGCACCGCUCCGAAGGGCUGCACCCUUGCGCUAAUGGUGUUUGAAACUCACCGUGAUCCGAAGUACUGGACAGAGCCGGAGAAGUUCAAUCCCGAUAGAUUCACGCCAGAGAAUUCGAUCGACAGGCAUCCAUACGCCUACGUGCCGUUCAGCAGUGGCAUCAGGAGUUGCAUCGGAAGGCACUACGCCAUGGUUCUGAUAAAAACGCUCGUUACUAGAGUCGUUCAAAAGUACAGAAUCGCCUGCAGUGGAUCCCUCCAAACACUGCGCCUGAAGUUUGGCGUUUCUGUACGUGCUGUUGACGGCUACAGAGUGUCUAUCACGAGAUUGUAAUUUCACCCAUUCUUCUC
Messenger RNA from Diprion similis, 3386 nucleotides. RefSeq lists its product as uncharacterized. The transcript has 27 exons. The coding region runs from base 1 to 3369 and encodes 1122 amino acids. Gene Ontology annotation, molecular function: monooxygenase activity; iron ion binding; heme binding. Lineage: Eukaryota; Metazoa; Arthropoda; Insecta; Hymenoptera; Diprionidae. The record is from RefSeq and is a predicted model, not a curated record.